Emiliania huxleyi CCMP1516 is the source of this 2890-nucleotide messenger RNA. RefSeq lists its product as hypothetical. The record is from RefSeq and is a predicted model, not a curated record. The coding region runs from base 1 to 2772 and encodes 923 amino acids. The transcript has 3 exons. NCBI's taxonomy places the organism in Eukaryota, Haptophyta, Isochrysidales, Noelaerhabdaceae.
AUGCCGCCAAGCAUCCCGGGUUCGUUCUCCGCAACGAGCGAGCAAGUCUUGCGCUUGCUAGUUGAGGAGGCCAGCAGCGACGUCAGCAUCUUCUUGCCGCCCGGCGAGGACAUAAAGCUGGGCAGUUAUAUUGGUUGUUCGUCAGAGGUGAAAAUCACUAUUUUUAGCGACGGCGACGGCGCAACGCUCGACGGCCAGGGAACGACGGGUCUCUUUGUGCUGCGUCGUGGGUGCAGCCUCUCCCUGCGGGGCGUGACGCUCGUGAAUGCGAGUGCGGCGGAAGGUUUUAGCGGCAUCAUUGAUGCGAUGUACGCCGGCGACAUCACACUGGUCGACUCGAUCGUCAUUGGGUCUCGGACGACCGCUCGGGGCGGCGCCAUCCAAGCACACGCCGGCGGGUCGGUCUCGCUGAUAAACUCGACCUUCAAGGACUGCGCGGCGGCAGACGGCGACCUCGCACAGCUGGAGUCGGAGGUGGGCUUUCAGCCGAAGGUCAAAAUCCUCCUCGGCUUCUACCAGAUUAGCAGCACCCUGAGCGGCGUCUAUGGAGUGCACCUGGAGAACACCUCCCUGGCGCAGCGCUGGCUGUACUUUGUGAGACAGUUCGAGAUCAAUCCCGUCGGGCUUGUCUUUCCGGGCUCAUGCCUCGGCUCGAUGCGGGUUCAGCUUCUCAUCGGGAGCCUCUGGCCGUUCGUAGCCGGGACGGCGGUUGCGCUCGCCAUCAUCGCUCAUGAGAUGGCCACCUACCGCAGCGUCCGGUCCGCCCUCGACCACGCUAAAGGCCGGAUGCUGUGGUGGAUGAUCCUCAUUCUCUACCUGGUGCUCCCCUCCGUCUCUCGCUCCAUCUUCAGCGCCAAGUCGUGCCAGUCCUUUGUCUAUGACGACACUACUGAAGAUCGAAUCAGCUACCUACGCGCCGACUUGACGACUACGUGCAACCGGGGACCAAAUUGGACUGACGGCUCGAAUGAGCUUGAAGCCUAUUUUUGGUCCUUCUUUAUCCUUUGGCCCGUGCUCGUCCCGUGUUGCUUCCUCGCGCUGCUGCUGAGCAUCCGAUCCGCCGUGAGGGCGCAGCGCGCCUCGAGGCUGUCCCGCGCGACAGCUUUCCUUUGGCGCGACUACACCUCGCGCUGCCUCUUUUGGGAGGUGCUCGACCUGCUCCGCAAGAUCUUCCUCACCUCAAUGGUGCUCUUUAUCGACUCCGAGUUCGGUUCGAGCAAGCUCGAGAGGUCCAUCGUCGCCGCGACCGUCUCAGCCAUGUACCUCGCGAUCCUCGCGCUGGCUCGUCCGUACCGCCGCGCCGACGACCUCUACCUGGCGUGCCUGAGCAGCCUGCUGCUAACCUGCUGCUUCAUCUCGGGCAUCGUAGUGCAGCUGUGCGAUAGCAACGUGUACGAGAACAUGUGCUUCAAUCUGAUCGGGUUCGCAAGCGCCGACGGCGCCAUCGCCUUCGUCAUCGCCCUCACCAUUGCCAUGCUCGCCGUCUCACUGGCUGUGGUGGCAGUGGCGGCGGCCAACGCCGCGACGGCACCCACCAUCCGCCUCGUCAGCAGCGGGCGUGAGCCGCUUCGCGACGGCUUCACCCUCGGCGAGGGCCUGCAGUGGCAUCUCUUCUUGAGCCACGUCUGGUCGACUGGGCAGGACGCGGUCGCGGUCAUCAAGAACCAGCUGCGGCGGCUGCUCCCAGGCAUACAGGUCUUUCUCGAUGUGGACAACCUGCAGCGCAUCGGCGACCUCGAGGCGUACAUCGGCCGCUCGCAGGUCGUGCUGAUCUUCCUCUCGCGCGGCUGCCUGCGCUCCAAGGCGCGAGACACGCGCCCCCCUCCCUGCCACACCUCUCUAGCGUCUCUCACGCUCACGUCGCCUGCGCAGAACUGCCUCCGCGAGGCCAGAGCCGCGCUGAGGCUGGGAAAGCCGCUCAUUCUGGUGCACGAGGCCGACCCGACCAAGGGCGGCGGCACCAUCAGGGCGCGUCGGACGACGGACAGAGACACACAUGCCCCGACGACUCCAGCCGAGCUCCGACACCCCCCCUUUCCGCAGGAGCUGAGGGCGGAGUGCCCUGUCGACCUGCAGCCCGACGUCUUUGACGCGGGCUGGCCUCUCGUGGUGUGGCAGCGCAUGGAAGAGUUCCAGCGAGUCUCACUCAAGAUGAUCGCCGAGGCGCUCCUGCUGCAGACGCCAAAGUACCGCAGCCAGCCAGCGCUGCCCCUCCGCAUCCCGGGCGAGCUGCAGGGGCAGGCGCUCAGCUUUCCCGUACAGCCCGUGCUCUGGGUGUCGACAGCCAACGACGGCGCGCGCGCUCUCGCCGAGGAGCUGCGAGUCGUCUUUCCCGACAUCGGAGUCACGGACGACGCGCCAAACGCCACUCAAUCCGACGCUGGAGAGGCGACGCACAUGCUGCUGUACCUCCGCGACACCACCUGGUCGGACGAACUGCUAGCCGAGCAUGUAAAGGCGGCGCGCGCCCGCGGGAUGCCAAUUGUGAUGGCGCACGAGAACGACCCCGACCGUGGCGGUUGCUCCUUCGACCGAUUUUUUCAGUCGACCCCGGACGAGCUGCUGUCCGAGGGACUGUACGACGCCCUCGCCGUCGCCUGCCUGCCGGGCUCGCACCGAGGAGUGUCUCUCCUGCUAAUCGCCAAGGAGCUCGGCGGCACGACGGCCGCUGGUGCCCGCGUUCACUCUGUCACUCGCGCCUCGCUCGUCCCAGCCCGACGAACGCCGACCCGAAGCAAGGAGGCCACCGCGCUGCCUCUGGAGCAUGUAUAGUUCUCUAGCUCAUCACCGCUCAUCGCUCCCGUAGUGUACCUGUGUUAGUGCCAGUGCGCGCCAGUCCCGUGCCCAGUGUCGUGCGAGGGAGCUUUGUUGUAAAAUUCUUUUUCUUGCG